CAGCUGCUUUUGUCAAAUCUCAACAACACUCAACAAUUUCCGAGCUCCGAGGUGUCAUAAUAAACUCGCAAUUCGUAAAUCGAAAUACAUGCGUUGUGUAUUUGUAUUGAUAAUGACAACUUGGUAAUAUUGAUAGGUAUUUUAUCGCUGAUAAAUUCUAUAAAUUGCCAUUUCAGUGCCAGGUGUCUUGUAGCAAUGUUGUGUUUAAGUUGCGAAAUAUGUUUCGUCGAUUCUGGGGUCUGAGACGACGGUUAAGAAUGCCUCUCGGAGAGGCUGGGGAUCAAUAUUCUGUAUGGGUGGGCUUAAUAUAUAUAUUUAAUUUGAUAGUGGGCACUGGAGCGCUCACACUCCCAGCAGCAUUUGCUCGAGCAGGAUGGGGCCUAAGCACCAUAUCUCUGGUAUUCCUGGCAUUCAUGAGCUUUAUGAACGCCACAUAUGUUAUAGAGACUAUGGCUUGUGCCAAUGCUGUUUUCAAAUGGAAGCGGCUUCAAUCUAUUCAGAGAGAAAGUAUACAAGAGCAGGAUUCGGAAGAUGAGACAGCAUCACGUAACUACGGCGAGUUGGAAGAGCCGCUUGUCUGCGGCGAGACGAUACCGUCGCGAUACUACAGCCUGGACCGGCGCGUGGAGCUCGGGGAAAUGGCGAAUCUGUUCCUCAACAGGACCGGCCGCACCAUGUUCUACUGCACGCUGUGUGUGUACCUGUAUGGGGACUUGUCGAUAUACUCCGCCGCUGUUGCCAAGUCUGUCAUGGAUGUUAUUUGCUCCACAGUGCCCAACACGACGAGCAUAAACGAUUGGGAGCAAGUCCCGUGCUUCAACGUGUCGUCUGUGGAGCACGGAGUGUACACGCGGCUCGACGUGUACCGCGUCGCGUUGCUCACCUUUGUGGCCGUCAUGGGACCUUUCGUGUUCUUCAACGUGCAGAAGACGAAGUAUCUGCAGCUGCUGACGUCGCUCAUGCGGUGGCUUGCAUUCUCAAUAAUGAUCUCGAUGGCCAUCUACUUGCUGAUUGGUAAAGGCCCGCAAGGACACCCGCCCGCAUUCGACUUCACAGGGAUGCCGACGUUGUUCGGCGCAUGCGUGUACUCGUUCAUGUGCCACCACUCUCUGCCGGGACUCAUCAGCCCCAUCAGAGGGAAGAACCACAUCGGUUUGCAUCUAGCUCUCGACUACGCUCUCAUAAGCAUAUUCUACCUCCUCUUAGCAUUCACGGGCGCGUUCGCGUUCGCGCAACUCAGCGACCUCUACACGUUAAAUUUCGUACCAACGGACAAUGAAAACAUACUUCUUGAAAUUGUUGAAUAUUUUUUAGCUCUCUUCCCCGUGUUCACUCUCUCUACCAGUUUCCCUAUUAUCGCUAUAACGUUAAGGAAUAAUUUGCAGUCCUUGUGUCUGGACACGAGCCGUUUGGAGUCUUAUAACUUUUUGUUGAGGAAAUUGUUGUUUCCAGUUGUAACUGUUGUGCCGCCGUUGUUGCUAACGUAUUACCUGGAGGAUAUAAGUGUACUUAUAGAAUUCACCGGUUCUUAUGCCGGCACCGGAAUUCAAUAUCUGAUGCCUACGUUUCUGGUGGUGUCCGCUAGGCGUCACUGCAUUGGUUUGUUAGGCUUGGGUGUGGAGAACAAAUAUAAAAGCCCAUUUGCGAACGCGGCGUGGGCGAUAUUCGUUCUUCUGUGGUCGUUUAUGUGUAUAGUGCUUGUGUCUGUGCAUAUAUUCGAGAAAAAAUACGUUGACUUUAACUAAAGAUGCUAAAGAUGCUAACAGGAACAAAAGACAAUACUAAGGGCCGCGAACACAAUUUUAUGGGCAUAAAAAUUCUCUUCCAUUUAUGUAGUCGCAAUACGGAAUUGAUAUUUCUAUUGAAUUUUCAAGUUCUCGGCCCUUCUAUAAAAUCAUUCGCAUAUUUAAAAUUUACUAUUAUAUUUUUUACAUAUGGCAACAUUUUUUGUAAUGUAGUUAAAAAAUAGCGUUUCGUAAUAUUUAAUGAACUAUUAAUAACUAUUUUGAAACGUUACAAUUUUUGUGUCAAUAACAAUGCAUGUUGUAUCGCAAUUAAUUAUUAAGUACUAUAAUGUAUGGUUGGAAUCAUACGGCCUUUUCUAUAAGACCUAUUAGGUAUUUUAAGGCUCAUCUGUCUAAGAACGGGUGGAUAUACGCACACUGCGACCGUUUAAUUAUAGAAAUAAGUUAGUGCUAUACAGUCUUACUUAUAAAAAAAUCACAAAGCUAUGCUUAGUUAAAACAAAUUUACUCGAUCAGCUGUAAGUCAAAACCCGCCAUCUAGCCUCAUAAUAAGGUUUAAACUUGGAAAUCGGUGAUGUUUUUGACAGCUAUUUAAUCAAUUCUUAACGCUAAAACAAGUUUAUAAGUAAGACUGAUAAUGUCCAAAGAACUUCCUUUUUUGUAAUAAAACCUAUCUUAGUGUGUUAGUUAGGUUUCAGUGGCGUAUAGAGUUAAGUCGAUUACGUAUAUAAUGAAGUAACAACGGAUACAGUAUGAGUGAUGACAACAUAAAGACUGGUAUGAUAGUGUAACUAUUGGACAUAAGACUUAACAUCUCAUGUCUUAGGAUGGCGAGCGCAGUGGAAUACCGAACAAUACUAUCUAAUUCAAGGUAUUUAAUGGUGUUUCUACUGUUUAUGGGCAGUCGUAUCGCUUACCAUCAGGCGAACGGCAAGCUCGUCUCGUCAUGCAAAGCAGUAAAAAUAAGAAAAAAAAAGUAAACUUUUGCAGAUGUAAAUUGCAGUGUCAACUCGCAAAAGUAAAUACAUAACAUGCCACGUUUCUAGAUUUUCAACGCUCGCGCAUUAUCUACAGGGUUCACGCGCUCUUAUUGGCGGAACGCACAUGUCGCGUCAUCGGGAGCCAAUGACAGUGAAUCCCCGAAGUAACCCGAGGUUCAACCGAAGUUGACAAUGCCCGUUACACUGGCUAAAAUACCGCAUUAUGAUUUCGCAAAUAUUUCAUUCUUAGUUAAUUAUUUUUUUAACUUAAAAAUUUUCACAACCAAGUUUCGUUUAUUACAUAGUUCAAUGCCUUAAAUGUGUUUUAAGAUCGUACUCAAAGGUGAGGUAUUGGUUUAUUACUAAGGCCCUAAGAUUCUGAAAACUAUUCUGACAUAUUAAUCUAUAGUUAGGUAAAAAAAGUUAGUCUUACAUAUAAAGAGAACAGGUUGCCAAAAACUACAAGCCGUUUAAUCUGGCGAAUAUUGUUUUUCGGUUAAGUAAAGAUAAAAAUGUUAAACAUACGAGAUUCCCUAGAUCCCUUAAUUUUGCGAUGUUUACCAGGGUGGUACUGGUUAAAUUAACUACAGAAAAAAGUGUGCAAAAGUUGGUAGUUUUACUGUUGCGUUACAUACGGUCCAUUGACUGACAUCUUUUGAUUACCAGAGAUCUCAUAAUUCCUUUCUCUAUUGCUCUUUCGCAAGUUCAUUGGCGUAUUCACAAUUCUUCUAGCAUCCUAAUUAUUACCAUAUGAUCGGCUACAGAGUAAACACAAUCAGAGUAAUAAGACUAGCAGAUUCUUUUGCAUUUAGGAUGCGCAAGGAUAUCAUGGGAAAAUUUACACACUUUUAGCUGGUAGGAUAUAUUUUAUAUCCGAACGGAUAGCGACUGCCGAGGGGUAAUCAUCUCUCGUCAGUCAAUAUUGUAUUGGACCCCUCUCCACUUACCAUCAGGUGCGCUAGAGUCACUUAGCCGUGCAAUUAUAAAAAAAAAUCGUCACUGUUAUGAGUAAUGACACUUUACCUACUUGGAAUUAUAAUUAUUAAUAACACCAUGCAACGUCUAGAGAUCUCAAAAUGAUUUGCCUUCAUACGUGCUACCCACUUUUAACGGUGGGCAAAGGGUAGGUGAACGCGGCAACCACCCAGGGCCUCGCGCUUCGAGGGACUUCGUGCUAGCAAGGGGCUCAAUGUAAGGAACCUUGCCCACCUUCCGCAAUCGGGUAGAAAGGCCUCGCAAAGGUCUGCCAGAGUCUCGUGAUAGUUAGCCGCCAUUUCCCAUUUUCAUUACAUCUGUUUGAAUGGUACCACGUAUUGGCUCUUUUGUAACUGCUUUGAUUCUACCAUUUCAAACGUUGGACAUUAAUGAAAUGUGGAAUUGUAAAAUUAUGUUGUCGUUUUAUGAGGUUGUCGAGGCCGCUAUAGUUCCUAGAUAUGAGAAAACUAAAUUUUACUAAACCAAAAAUAUAUGCUUUCGAAAGAAUAGUCUUGAUGUUACCCAAAUGGAUUGAUUCCGAAAUUAUAUCGAGAUAUGAAAAUGUUUUAAUAAAUGUAUCCCGAUCAAACUGAAAUGUUUAAAAACUAUGCUGUCCAUAUUGAAUUGUGUUAUUUUUGUUAUAUUUUGUUUUCUUUUUUAGAUAGUUUAUGUUCAUACUAAUUUGUAAUAUUUAAAAUUAGAAAAGUUGAUUAUUUGGCUUCAAAAAUGAUUCAAUCUCUAGCAAUAAGUACUAAGUUUCGAACAAGGUAAUUCACACUAAAUGAAAUGUCUCUUUUCAUAUAAAUUUAAUUGCCUCUUAUUAACUGUAACUACUAUCUCUGUAAUAAUUUAAACUCUGUGAUAUUUUUAUUACAACACGUAGAAUUUAGUAAUAAAGAUGAAAUUUAAAUUGAGUCAUUUGAUUUUAUUUUUGUUUAAUAAAUCAAAACUCGAAAUUAAUUAUGUAAUUUUCCGCACAAAGUCUGUUAUGGUAAAAAAAACGGUCCUUUUAUUUUUUUCUGUGAUAAAAUAUCUGUAUUAAAAUAUAAAUUUGUUGUAAACAAAUCGAAUGACUGACAAUGUGUAAAGUGAUUCAAUAUUUUUGUAAUAAAUAAAAUUGUGUGAUUUGAUUGA
Manduca sexta (tobacco hornworm) is the source of this 4834-nucleotide messenger RNA. RefSeq names its product transmembrane protein 104 homolog. The coding region runs from base 219 to 1745 and encodes 508 amino acids. The record is from RefSeq and is a predicted model, not a curated record. The transcript is spliced from 5 exons. NCBI's taxonomy places the organism in Eukaryota, Metazoa, Arthropoda, Insecta, Lepidoptera, Sphingidae.